AAAAGGGUGGUACGGAUUCCCCUACUAUCCAGUAGUCAUCAGAAGUGAGAAGGUUGAGCACUUGCUUGCUCCAGCUUGACUCCAACACUGAAAAAUAUGUAUCUAGCAGAAGCAAACAGUAAUGGUCAUCACCCAUCGCCCCCUCCUGACAUAAUCGACAAGAAGGAGGUGUGGAGAUGCUUGCCUUUACACCGUGCAUUACUCAGAGGCGACCAACGUGGUUCUGAACAAAUUGCUCAAUCUCUCUUCCCACAUAUUCCUUUUGUUGAAGCCAUGUCCAAGAAGAUAACAGGAACAGGGGACACCGGCCUUCAUUACUUGUUGGUGCUGGAAAGUGGUUUGAUGACCUGAUGCAUAAUCCAACAAUGAUUGGACCACCAUUGACUUUGCGUAACAGAGAUGGUCAUACACCUCUUUGUGUGGCUGCAAUGGUUGGGAACAUGCAGGCAGCCAGGAAAUUAUUACUACUUGAAAUGGGACUCCCACCGACUUUGCCAGCUCUCAAUGAAGCUGUUGGGCCGUAUCCAAUCAUAGAGGCUGCUAGAUAUGGUCAUAGGGAGAUGGUUUUACUUUUGAUUGGGGAUAUGGACAGGACGAUGGAAGGCUCCGCGCCAACCAAAGAAUCAACUGCUUCCCUCUUUCUCCAUUUGUUAGUAGUGGCUGGAUUCUAUGAUGUGCUGCUAGAUCUGGUUCUACUUCAUCCUGGUUUGGCCCGGGCAGAGUUUUAUGGAGACAAUAACGAAUCCCUUUUGAGCUUGAUGGCUGGGAAACCUUCUGCAUUUAGGAGUGGGACACAACUAAGUUUCUGGCAACGGUUGCAUUAUUCUGUAACACCAAUCGGACACAUUAGGGAUACAAAAGUGAUGCAUGAAGAGGCUCUUGCUAUAGUGAAAUGUCUUUGCGAGGAACUUAUGAAACAUUAUUACUCUGAGGAUAUAGAGCCAGUACUUCGAACAGCUCUUCUUUUGGCAGCAAGUUCAGGAACUUCUGAAAUCAUAGAAGAAAUUAUAGAAUGCUACCCUGAUGCAAUUUGGUUUGUGAAUUCUGAGAACCAUAACUUAUUUCACCUUGCAGUAAUAAAUCGUUAUGAGAAGGUGUUUAACCUUAUAUAUCAGUUAAGCAUAUAUAAACAUUUGGUAAUAGCCGAUGAUGACACUUCAGGGAACAAUAUAUUACAUAUGGCUGGGAAACUAGCACCUCUUGGCCGACUCAAUCUAAUCUCAGGUGCAGCUAUGCAAAUGCAGCGUGAACUACAAUGGUUUCAGGAGGUGGAAAGGUUUGUUCACCCGACUCUUAGAACAAAGAGAAACGCUUAUGGAAAAACUCCAAAAAUGGUGUUCACUGAGGAACACAAGGAACUGGUCAAAGAAGGAGAGAAAUGGAUGAAAGAAACUGCAACUUCCUGCAUAUUUGUCGCUGCGCUAACAGCAACAGUAGGAUUUGCAGCAGCCAUCACUGUGCCAGGUGGAAACAAUCAAAACAGUGGGUUUCCACUUUUCUCCAACGAAACGGCCUUCACCAUUUUUGCUGUUUCGGUUGCAUUCUGUUUGUUCUUUUCGGUUGCCUCUGUUAUACUGUUUUUGUCUAUCCUCACCUCAAGAUAUGCAGAAGGUGAUUUUCUAAAAUCUCUUCCGACAAGAUUAAUUCUAGGCCUCGGUACCCUAUGCAUCUCAAUGACAUCUCUGGUGACAGCAUUUGGUGCUGCAAUUUACCUUGUUUUUGGUCAGACAGAAGGAUGGAUGCUUGUUUCAGUCGGCAUAGCAGCCCUCAUGCCAGCCGGCAUAUUGGCCCUCUUGCCAGUAAUCCACUUUGAAUCCUUGCAAAUUCCCCUCUUGAUUGAUAUGUUUAUGUCCACAUAUGGUCCAAGCAUUUUUCGUAAGCAGAGCUCGCGUUUACUUCACUAGCAAGAAAAGAGGGAAGGAGAGUGCAGUUAUCGAUGUUCUUGUAUUUGUGUUUGAUUAAAGGGAAUGAGAAGUUUUGAGUAAUUUUUUAAAAUGUAUUUUUAUGCUAGUUCAUUCAUAUUUGUGUUGGAAGAAAGCUCCGUUUAUUUUG
Messenger RNA from Lycium ferocissimum, 2052 nucleotides. Its product is annotated as ankyrin repeat-containing protein NPR4-like. The record is from RefSeq and is a predicted model, not a curated record. NCBI's taxonomy places the organism in Eukaryota, Viridiplantae, Streptophyta, Magnoliopsida, Solanales, Solanaceae. Bases 351 to 1904 code for a protein of 517 amino acids. Gene Ontology annotation, molecular function: protein binding. The transcript has 5 exons.